AUGGCGUCAUCACCAAAGAAAGAUUGUGGUGUCCUUGGAUGUACCGGCUCUGUUGGUCAGCGAUUCAUACUUCUGCUUGCAGAUCACCCUACGCUUAAACUACAUGCCAUCGGGGCCUCGUCAAGAUCAGCAGGCAAGAAGUACAAAGAUGCCGUCAGAUGGAAACAGAUCAAGCCCAUGUCAAGCACGCUUGCCGAACUCGAAGUUCGAGAAUGUAAGGCGAGCCAAUUUCAGGAUUGUGACUUAGUGUUUUCGGGCUUAGACAGUGAUGUUGCUGGAGAUAUAGAAAUGGAAUUUGUGAAAGCAGAAAUCCCCGUCUUCUCUAAUGCUAAGAACUACAGGCGGCAUCCCCUGGUACCAUUGGUUGUUCCCACAGUGAAUGUGCAACAUCUAAACUUAAUCCCCCACCAAAGACAACAAUUCGGCUUAAAGAAAGGGUUUCUCGUCUGCAACUCGAAUUGUGCGGUGAUAGGCGUGGUCAUUCCCUUUGCUGCACUCCAAGCUAAAUUUGGUCUUGUCGAGGAUGUCGAGGUCUUCACAGAGCAGGCUGUGUCUGGCGCUGGUUAUCCAGGGGUUUCAAGCAUGGACAUUUUCGACAACGUCGUUCCUUACAUAGCUGGUGAGGAAGACAAACUUGAGACCGAAGCGCAGAAGAUCCUUGGCUCGAUCAACAAAGAUGGUACCGGAUUUGACGAGCAAUCCGGACUCACAGUGGGAGCAACAUGUACUCGGGUGGGCGUGACAGACGGCCACAUGGCAUAUGUGUCGUUACGAUUCGUAAAUAGACCACCGCCUAGUGCUGAUCAGGUCAAAGCUGCCUUGAGAGAAUACGUGGCCGAGGCACAGAAGUUGGGCUGUCCUUCGGCUCCAGAACAGGCGAUUGUGGUCUUCGAAGAACCCGAUAGGCCGCAACCACGACUGGACCGUGAUAUCUCAGGAGGCUAUGCUGUCAGUGUUGGAAGGGUUCGUGAAGGUGCCAAAGGAGGUCACUUUGAUAUUAGGUUUGCGGCCCUCAGCCAUAAUACUGUCAUUGGCGCGGCCGGGUCCUCUAUCUUGAAUUCAGAGGCUGCCAUUUUGAAAGGCUUCAUAUAG
Messenger RNA from Endocarpon pusillum Z07020, 1092 nucleotides. Its product is annotated as aspartate-semialdehyde dehydrogenase. Gene Ontology annotation, molecular function: NADP binding; protein dimerization activity; NAD binding. The coding region runs from base 1 to 1092 and encodes 363 amino acids. Gene Ontology annotation, biological process: L-threonine biosynthetic process. The transcript has 2 exons. The record is from RefSeq and is a predicted model, not a curated record. Lineage: Eukaryota; Fungi; Ascomycota; Eurotiomycetes; Verrucariales; Verrucariaceae.